Molecule: messenger RNA, 757 nt
Organism: Ochotona curzoniae (black-lipped pika)
Lineage: Eukaryota; Metazoa; Chordata; Mammalia; Lagomorpha; Ochotonidae
Product: myoD family inhibitor
Exons: 4
Coding region: 12-752 (246 amino acids)
Source: RefSeq, a predicted model, not a curated record
GUUCCGAGCCGAUGUCCCAGGUGAGCGACCAGCGCCCUCCUCUCUGUGACGCGCCCCAUGGAGCCCCCAGCGCAGCCUCUGACCCAGCCCAGACCCUGCCCCUGCUACCUGGGCUGGAGGUAGUAACAGAAUCUACGCAGUCAGUGGAGGCGGCGCCAGAGGCGAGCUCCCUGGAGGAGGCAGCACCCCCGAUGCCCCAAGGCAAUGACCCUGGGGCCCCCCAGGCCCUGGACAGCACUGACCUUGCUGUUCCCACAGAAGCUGUGACAUGCCAGCCUCAGGCAAACCCCUUGGGCUGCACCCCACUACUGCCAAAUGGCUCUGGCCACCCCUCGGAGCUGGACGGCACCAGGCGGGCAGGGAACGGUACCCUGGGUGGCCCCAAGACCCAUCGGAAGUUGCAGACGCAUUCGUCUCUGGCCAGCCAGGGCAGCAAGAAAAGCAAGGGCAGCACCAGAUCAGCCGCCUCCCAAAUCCCGCUUCAGGCACAGGAAGACUGCUGUGUCCACUGCAUUCUGUCCUGCCUGUUCUGUGAGUUCCUGACGCUGUGCAACAUCGUCCUGGACUGCGCCACGUGCGGCUCCUGCAGCUCCGAGGACUCGUGCCUCUGCUGCUGCUGCUGCGGCUCCGGCGAGUGUGCCGACUGCGACCUACCCUGCGACCUGGACUGCGGCAUCCUGGACGCCUGCUGCGAGUCUGCAGACUGCCUAGAGAUUUGCAUGGAGUGCUGUGGGCUCUGCUUUUCCUCCUGACCCUC